CUGAACUAAAGUUUACAACACUCUACACGUAUUUGUAGUUAGAUGGGUGUAUAAACUAGUCAGUGAUAUUCGAGUUCCUCACUUGUUUCCAUUCAACCGGUCUGUUUCUCCGUGGGAUGGAGUUCUUUGGAGUAUAUACAGUAUCACUCCCUUUUAUGGCACCAUCUCGAUGGUGAAAUACUUCUUUGUCUUUUGCCAGUAUGCCUCAUGUUUCAUUUAUGUUUCAGACUAUGCUAGAGGUAUGGUGUAGUUAAUGCUUCUUGGUGCCUUGUGGUCCGUUUGUACGGAAAGACUUUUUCACCUUUAUUGCAAUUUGAAACAUGACUUGUUAUUUGUCCCACACGACUUAAACGCAGCAGGACUUUAUGUCGCCCCUGGUUGGUAUCCCACAAUUCAGCGCGUUGUCGCUUCGUCCUUUUCCGUUUUCGCUCGUGGAUCAGCUGAGUCCAUGGUUUGUGGCUGCAGUGAAUGAGUGAGUGAGUGCAGUGGCUCUUCAGCGGAGCAGCUCUCCGCUGCUGCUCCAAGAUCCGAUCACUUUACCCCCGACACGGGAAUUUUCAGCGGAUCCAAGGAUGUGACGACUUAACGGCUUAACGUUGUUUUUAUUUUUUGAAUGAGACGUAGACGGUUAAACACAUUUUUUUGUUUUGUAUUUGGACCAUCAUCCGUUCACACUUCUAGUGCAGAAUCCACAUGUACUGGGAUCUCCAUGGAGUGAGGAGUAGGAGAUUCCCUUGUCUUUUCAUCAGGAGAGGACAAUAUAAUAUGUCCAGACGAAAACAGACGAACCCAUUCAAAGUCCACUGGCCAUUCCACACCUCAGGCGUCACAAGAUUUCAACACGUCAUUAACAUGGACGGCAGGGAUGAAUUCACCGAAGACAAUGAGUGCUGCAGCAAUAACUCCCAGGACAACCAGGACCAGGAUAGCAUUUCAGACAGUGAUAGUGAGCUUGACCACCACGGUGAAGAUCUGUCCUCCAACACCUCUGCUGACGACCACAUGAGCACCAAGAGAACACAGUGCCGCCUUCAAGGAGCGGGAGUUAAAGAGGAAAGCGAGGACGGGGGAGACCACCUUAACAACUUUGUUUGUCCUCUUUGCACGCUGGAUUUCAGCAGCCCUGAGAAGCUCAUCUCCCAUGUCUACCAGCACACGUCCGUGAUGAGCAACACAAAGAGCUACGUGUGCCCAGUGUGUGGGCGAGCCAUGAGUUCGCCAGGCUCACUGGGAAGACAUCUUCUCAUCCACUCUGAGGACCGCCUCUCCAACUGUGCCGUCUGUGGCGCAUGCUUCACAGAUACCAACAACUUAAACAGGGAGAAGCUUAAGGAAAUAUUUGACACAUGCAGAAUGAAUGUUUCUGACGGAAGAGACACGCCUCCCAUGUCUCAGUCUCUGUCCAGCAGUCCCAUCGACAGUCCAGGCCUUGGCCCUCGCCCCUGUCAUGCACCAGGCCCCAGCCCCAGUUCCUGUCAAGGUCCGCACCCAUGUCAGGCCCGUGAUCAUAACGCCAAUUUAUGUCAAGCCAGUCCUACCUGCCAGGGACCAGGGCACAUCUCAAGUCAUUGUCCAGGCCCAAGGCCUUGUCACGGCGCGAGCCAAGGCCCUGGACCAUGCACAGGCUCUGAACAAGGAACCUCUUUUCCCUCAUUACCAGAUGGUUUGCUCUCUGAAGGGCCAUCUCUGGCAUCGAUCCCAGAUGCUCUUAACUCCUCUUCCUCAGGCCUUCCUCCUAUUCCUGACAUCUUGAGUUCCAUGCCUGUAUAUCCUGCAGGAGUGCUGCUGGUGUGCAACAGCUGCACGGCUUAUCAACAGCUAAUGGAGGCUCAGUCGCCAAUGAGAAAAUGGGCCAUGCGCAGGAAGAACGAACCCAUAGAAGCUCGAGUGCAGCGGUUAGAACGUGAGCGCACGGCAAAGAAAAACAAGAGGGCCUGUGAGACGGAUGAGGAAAGAGAACUGAGGAGGCUGCGUGACCGCGAGGCCAAGCGCAUGCAGAGGAUGCAGGAAACAGACGACCAGAGGGCCCGCAGGCUGCAGAGAGACAGGGAAGCCAUGCGUUUAAAGAGGGCCAAUGAGACGCCUGAGAAGAGGCAGGCUAGGCUGAUCCGCGAGAGAGAGGCAAAGAGGAUCAAGAGACGGUUGGAGAAGAUCGAUCCCGCGCUAAGAUCCCAGAUAGAAAAUGACCCUGCCGCUAUGGCCGCUCUCACGGCCGACAUGAGUCUCUUUCAGUAUCCCUGCACCAUGCCGGUCUCUUCCAUUGACAAUGGUCUUUUCAUGAAGCUGCCCUAACUGGGACAGACCACCAGGGGCGUUAGUGUCUGAUACAUGACUGAACCUCAUCACCACACUUGCACUCUACUACCAGACCCUUCUGGUCAAAGCAAACUAUACUUGGCUGGUUUACCACCACCAGCACCGUGGUGUGGAACAACUCACACUAACAGCAUCGUUGAAUACUGGAAAAAAAAAAAAAAAUACACAUUUCUUAUUUAUUAAUAUGUAGAAACCCUUGGGAACAGGGUUGAGGAUGUUUCAUAUUGUAUGGAUGAUGACGUCAAUGCAUGUUGUAAAGAGAUUUUAUCUUUUUUGUCAUUGAACUAGAGAAUUUGGCACAGAUCAUUCUAGUAGGAGCAGUUCUACUUCCUGUGAGGAAACGGAGAUCUUUUGCACAUGGACCUUCUGUACAGGGGGUGGAGACACUAGCCACCGUCCCCUCAUCUCUGGUCCACUCUGCCAGGCCAGUGACUCUGGGCUUACUAGUAGCCACACCUCUCUCUUCAAGCUGCUACCUUGAGUCCAUGGGAAGUUCAUAUUCAAGUCAAACUACUACCUCAGCCGAUGGCAUGGCCACCACCUCUGUCCUGUGGCGUACUGCGACUCAACUCCAGCUUCCAAAGCUUUCUUUGCUGUACACGUCUACAGAGAAUGACGCUUGGUUUUCAGUAACUCUUUGGUUGCAUUUAUCACAAUGGCACUUUUAAUAAGACACAAGCAUUCAUGGACGUAAAGUUGUCAAUUACUUUUUACUUUGAUGUCACACACAUAGACUGUGUUAAAGCACUGGACAACUGACCAAGAACUCACAGGUUGCCAUAUUUGCCUGGACUGUUGAGCUCCACUGCUAACAGCAAAACAACAUAGUAAUGCCAGUGUGUGUUUUUACAUACCAGCCAAGAGGGGCUUGAUGUCACCUUUGCUAGUAGCUCCCUCUGUUGGAUCAAACUGUUACCACUACAGACAGUCUGGGACUGGAACCAUUAAACUAUAAAUUUGACCUCUUAUUUUGAAUUGAUCAUCAAACCUAAAACGACAACUGGCAGAAAUGUAUUUUCUCCAAAUUUACACCUUUGAGCAGAAAAACUGGAUGUGUUGUCAGAAUGAAUGUGCCAAGUGUAGAGCAACAUUCCCGUCACACUUUCCUAAGUCACAAAUCUUUAUUCAGUCGUACAUUUGCCUCUUUACAUCCUGUUUGCCAUUGUAAAUAAUAUCUAUUUUCUUGAAGCUGUUACACUAUGAAUUAUUUACCAAUGCCAUUUUUUUUUUUUUUUUUGCUGUUGACUAAGUUUCUCAGAGCCAGAAAAUACUCUUUAAUUGCUGCUGUUGUACUGUACUGUAUCAAAUACCUCUCCUACAGUCUGGGCUCAUCAUGUUUAGGAUUUUGUGUUGAAAUGCUCCACUAUUCUUUAUGUUACUGAACAUGGAGUUUAUUCUGUUACUCGUACCGUGUCAGUGGUGAUGUUUUUGUUUUUCUUAUAAAAGGAUGCCAUCAUAGGGUCACACACACACACACACACAGACAAUGCAAUGUGUUCAUGCAACUUUUGUAGCGAUGUAAGGCUGAAUCGACCUCAGAAAUGAAAAGAAGUUGUUUUUGUUUUCACAAAUGUCUCCUCUGUGAGUUGAAACUCUUGGAUUCCAUGAUCGGACCUCAUGUUUUUAACAUUUGUUUUCCUGUAUUUGACAGAGCCAGAAGCUACUUUUAUAAAAUGUAGAGCCAUUACUGGAAGACACAUUUAUGCAAUAUGAUGUGAAUAUAUACAGUAUAUAUAUAUACUGUAUAUGUAUAUAUACUGUAUGUACACAUAUACAGUACAUAUACACAUAUAUGUAUACGUUUCGAAAGAUAUGUGCAGUUCUAUUGUAUCUGUUCGCGAUAUUUCUUUUUUUAUUUUAUUUUAAACAAAUUCCCCUCAUACAGUUGGUAGAAGCAUUGUUCUGCAGAACAUAUACAUGCAUCACUAACAUGUGAAAUAUAUUGAUCGAAGACAGGUAGUUCUCUCUUCAGUCCCUUCUUUUAAGAAACCAAUCUACCUGUGUUUGCAAAACUUCAACUAUAAUCCGUAUCAUUUUUAGUUAAUCCAUAGUGUUCUAGCAGUGCAUCAAUCCUCUAUGCAACAGAUGUUAUUUAUUCCAAAUGCAUUCACUUUUCACAAAAAUCUAUGCAGUGUCUGAGUUUACUGUAAAGAAAUUUCAGUAUUGAGAGAUUAGCUUCUCAGGCAAUUUUACUCAGUGAGGGGGCUCAGAGCUUAAACACAACAAACCCACUCCAAAAGAACUCGGUUUGUCUGUAAGAGGCAGCCUUGUCUUCUAUAACAUGCAUUCUCUUCAGCACGGAAAAGGGACAGGGUCUCACUGCCGUCAAACCCGUGACAUGUACUGUACAAAGGGUCGAUCAGAAAGCUGCAGGUGUCCUUCCUCUCAGACUGGCAGUUGGCUAAUCUCAGAAUUAUCAUGAGACAGAAAUAAUUUUUCUUUUCGAAAGAAGGAUCGUGUCGAGUGCUGCAUGUGGUGAAACCGCACUUGUCCUGAAAUGGUUGGAUCUGAGCUAGUUCUAUCAGUUUAUGCCUGCCUUUUACA
Cynoglossus semilaevis (tongue sole) is the source of this 4860-nucleotide messenger RNA. RefSeq names its product zinc finger protein 821 (gene znf821). Gene Ontology annotation, cellular component: nucleus. The record is from RefSeq and is a predicted model, not a curated record. The transcript is spliced from 6 exons. Bases 694 to 2292 code for a protein of 532 amino acids. Gene Ontology annotation, molecular function: DNA-binding transcription factor activity, RNA polymerase II-specific. Lineage: Eukaryota; Metazoa; Chordata; Actinopteri; Pleuronectiformes; Cynoglossidae. Gene Ontology annotation, biological process: regulation of transcription by RNA polymerase II.